This is a messenger RNA of Alligator sinensis (Chinese alligator), 5221 nucleotides long. Its product is annotated as zinc finger protein 184-like. The record is from RefSeq and is a predicted model, not a curated record. Gene Ontology annotation, biological process: regulation of transcription by RNA polymerase II. Gene Ontology annotation, molecular function: DNA-binding transcription factor activity, RNA polymerase II-specific; RNA polymerase II cis-regulatory region sequence-specific DNA binding. The coding region runs from base 4 to 4128 and encodes 1374 amino acids. Lineage: Eukaryota; Metazoa; Chordata; Crocodylia; Alligatoridae. The transcript is spliced from 11 exons.
CAAAUGUCUAUGAAAAUCCUUCCCACAGGCCCCGGAGAUGGGAUGCUGUUGACAGUGCUGCACGUCACAGUGAGUGUGAAGGCCGAGGAGGUGUCCUCAGACAAGAUGCAGCUCGUGGGGACAUUGCAGGAACGCGGUGCUUCCUGGCCGGCGCAACCGAGGACCCGUGGUGUGGACGGCCCUGUGGAGGAGUGGGGAGAGAGGGAAACCCUGGGGCCUGGCGACAAGCUACCUCAUGUCCCCAAAGAGGAGCCCUGGCCCCACCAGGAGUCAGAGUCGCCCAACACCGAGGAGACCUGCGAGUUGUCAGCAGAUGGAAGCUCCUCAGGCUGGUGCCCCAGACGAGGCCCUUCCCCAGGUGAAGGAGGUGCCUGGAUGCUGAGCAGAGCUGAGGAGCAGACUCCUGUGGAAGGGUCUGCAGACCUGGAGCCACCACGGACUUCCCCAGGGAGUUUGAGUACCCUGAGACCUGAGAAGGAGCAAUGGCACAAGGAUCAGGGGAGGCCACAAAAACAGAAGGAGAACCUAGCAGUGAACCAGGUACCAUCUCCAGUUGAGCAUGAGAGCGGAGAAGAGACAGAGCCCAAACAGAGCCCUGGGUGCAGAGAAGUAGUUGUGGAGCUGAGAGAACUGAAGAGCCCCUGGAAAGAGGCCCUGCAUCCAAAUGAAGGCAGUGAGGAGAGCAUCAGAGGGAAGCAGAAACUUGCCAUCAAGCACAGGGGCAGAGCCCACCCCUGCCCUGAGGUCAGGAAAACCUUUAACUGCCCCUCACUCCUGGCUUUGUGUGAGAUAAGACAUGCUGGGGAGAAGCCCCAUGUAUGCACCAAGUGUGGGAAGAACUUAAUCUGCUGGCAAGACCUGUCUCAGCACCAGUGUGUGCAGAGUGGGGAGCAGCCACAUCAUGGCACCAAGUGUGAAAAGAGCUUCAGGCAGCCCUCCAUCCUGGGCAGGCAUAGGUGCAUGCACACAAGGGAGAAGCCACAUCAGUGCUCUGAGUGUGGUAAGAGCUUCGCCAGCUCCUCCAACCUGGCCAAGCACUGGGUCAUCCACACAGGGGAGAAGCCACAUGGGUGCUCUCAGUGUGGGAAGAGCUUCACCCACUCCUACAACCUGGUCCAGCACCAGUGCAUCCACACUGGGGAGAAGCCACAUCAAUGCUCCAUGUGUGGGAAGAGCUUCACCUGUUCCUCCCACCUGGCUCAGCACCAGUGUAUUCACACAGGGGAGAAGCCACACCAGUGUUCAGAUUGUGAGAAGAGCUUCACUUGCUCCUUUGAUCUGGCCUGGCACCAGCUCAUCCACACAGGGGACAAGCCACAUCUGUGCCCUGUGUGUGGGAAGAGCUUCACCCAACUCUCCCACCUGGCUCAGCACCAGCCCAUCCACACGGGGGAAAAGCCACAUCAGUGCACUGUGUGUGGGAAGAGCUUCACCCACUCCUCCAACCUAGCCCGGCAUCAGCUCAUCCACACAGGGCAGAAGCCACAUCAGUGCUCUGAUUGUGGGAAGAACUUCACUGACUCCUCCAACCUGGCCUGGCACCAGCGUAUCCACACUUGGGAGCAUCCAGGCCUCGGUCAGCAGCAGGAGAGCGGGGCAGCAGCACCCAGUGGGAAGAUCCUUUAUCCUCACUGUUAUUUGGAAACCCGGGACUGGGGAGCCAGUGGGUUGUGGAGAGGGACGAUGCUCCAGCAGCAGGAGCGUCCUCUGCGCUCGUGUCCCCCUGACACAGAGGACACCUGGGACUUGUCGGCAAAUGAUGGCCCCUUGGACUGCUUCCCCAGACCAGGCCCUUCGCUAGAGGCAGCAGGUGCAGGGGCGCUGAGCACAGCUAAGGAACAGGCUCCUGUAACCCUGGAGCUGCUGAAGCCAUCUCAAGGAAGAUCAGGGGAGAGGAGACCCCUGAGGCCUGGGCCAGACCAAAUGCGUGAGAAGCUGGGCAGUGGCCCACCACAGAGAGAGGACAUGGCCGUGAGCAAGCUCCGGGAGGUGUUUGAGGACGUGGCCGUGUAUUUCACACGGAAGGAGUGGGAGCUGCUGGACGAUGACGACAAGGUGCUUUACCGGGACCAGAUGCUGAGGAAUUACCAAGCCCUCAUGUUCCUGGGUUAUCAAGGUCCUACACCAGACUUAAUCUGCCACAUCCAGCGAGGGGAGAUGGAGCUCUGGAUGUGCAGUAAUGAGGAAGCCGGAGAAAGUUCGUUGUCUGAGGACUUGUCCCCAGAUGCUGAGAUACUGGGCAGAGCUGAGCAGCAGCAGUUUCCUGAGCCAGGGUCUGCCAACGAGCAGCCGGUUCAUGCUGGAAACCAGCUCCACACCCAACAGGGACAGAGAACAGCAGAGACCCAAAGGAGCAGAGAAGGAAUUGAAGGGCAGAGAGACCUGAAAAGCUGUCACAAGAGCAUGGCUCUAGAGGGGCAGGGGCUGCAUAUAUGUGGAGAGCCCAGUGAGAGCUUUGGGGACAAACAGGAACGCGGGGUCCAUGGGAGAACCUACUGGAGGGAGGAUGCCCACCCCGGUGCCGAGCAUGGGAACAGCACCCACCACACACGCCCUCUCCUCGGGGACCAGAGAAUGCACUCAAGGGACCAACCCCGCCUCUGCCCGGAGUGUGGGAAGAGCUUCGUCUCCCUGAGCGACCUCCGAGGACACCAGGGCAUGCACGCUGGUGAGCUGCUGUACCACUGUGCUGAGUGCAAGAAGGGCUUCUCUAGGUGGGAUCACCUCCAAAACCACACGUGCAUUCACGUGGGGAAGAAGCCAUUCUCCUGUCCGCAGUGUGGGAAGCGUUUCACCUGGAGCUCCAAACUCAUAAGGCACCUGCGCGUGCACACGGGAGAGAAGCCGUUCUCCUGCAUCGAGUGCGGGAAGAGCUUCACGCAGAUGGAAAAACUCACCAAUCACCGGCGCGUGCACACAGGGGAGAAGCCAUUUUCCUGCAGCCAGUGCAGAAAGAGCUUUACGCAGAGCUCCCAUCUCACCAAGCACCUGCGCAUACACACAGGGGAGAAGCCGUUCUCUUGCAGCCAGUGCGGGAAGAGCUUCACACAAAGCGACAAACUCGCCAAUCACCUGCGCGUGCACACAGGGGAGAAGCCAUUCUCUUGUAUCCAGUGCAGGAAGAGCUUCACGCAAAGCUUCACAUUAACACAGCACCUGCGCAUGCACACAGGGGAGAAGCCAUUCUCCUGCCCCCAGUGCGGGAAGAGCUUCAUACAGAGCUCAAAACUCAUCAGGCAUCUGCGUGUGCACACAGGGGAGAAACCGUUCUCUUGUAGUCAAUGCGGGAAGUGCUUCACGCAGAGCUCCACCCUUGCCAAGCACUUGCUUGUGCACACAGGGGAGAAGCCGUUCUCCUGCAGCCAGUGCGGGAAGAGCUUCACCCAGAGCGCCACGCUCACGCAGCACCUGCGCAUACACACGGGGGAGAAGCCCUUCUCCUGUUUGCAGUGUGGGAAGAGCUUCACCGAUCACUCGAUGCUUACACAACACCGUCGCAGACACACAGGCGAGAAGCCGUUCUCCUGCACUCAGUGUGGGAAAAGCUUCAUGCAGAGCUCCAAUCUCACUGUGCACCUUCGCAUGCACAUGGGGGAGAAACCGUUCUCCUGCAGCCAGUGUGGGAAGAGCUUCACGCAGAGCUCCACGCUAACCACUCACCUGCGCGUGCACACGGGGGAGAAACCCUUUUCCUGCAGGCAGUGCGGGAAGAGCUUCACACAGAGCUCACAACUCACCAGGCACCUGCGCACACACACCGGGGAGAAGCCAUUCUCCUGCCCGCAGUGUGGGAAGAGCUUCACCGAUCACUCAAUGCUCACACAGCACCAGCGCAGGCACACGGGGGAGAAGCCGUUCUCCUGUGGCCAGUGUGGGAAGAGCUUCAUGCAGAGCUCCCAUCUCACUGUGCACCUUCGCAUGCACACGGGGGAGAAACCGUUCUCCUGCCCACAGUGUGGGAAGAACUUCACACGGAGCUCCACGCUCACCAGUCACCUGCGCCUGCACUCAGGGGAGAAGCCCUUCUCCUGCGGCCAGUGCGGGAAGAGCUUCACGCAGAAUUCACACCUCACCAGGCACCUGCGUGUGCACCCAGGGGGAGAGGUUGUUCUCGUGCAACCAGUGUGAAAAGAGCUUCAGCAACAGCGCAACUCUCACAAGGCAUGUGCACAUUUGCUUGCACCUAGUGUGGGAAGGACUUUAUGCAGAGCUCCAAAUUCACCCAUCACUUGCAUGCACACAUGGGAGAGAAACCCUUGUCUUGCAGUCAGCAUGGGAAGAGCUUCACCUGAAGGUCAUUGCCCACCAGGCAUCAGUACAUGCACAUGGGGCAGAAACUGCCCUUGUGCCCAGUGCUAGAAGUGUUUCAGGAGCAGAAUCGUUGCAAUGAAUGGAGUGCAGAUUCCCUUGUCCUCCCUGGGCAGUGGGAGUGAGGGUCUUGCCCCUGGACUGUAACCCCCACCCAACACUCCCUCCUGCUUCCAUGUGGUGUGACCAAUGUGGGAUGUUGUGAUAGCUUCUGGUGGCAGCUGGGCCAGAGAAGACAACAGGCAAGAGCUAAGUGAUGGAGCCAGGUAACAGAAUAAGAGUCAGGGGGACACAAAACCAAAGUUGGCCUGAUUAAAAAACAUCCUUUCUUGAACCAUCCAGUCCUAGGCUGCUACCUGUGGUAGCAAAGUGAUCCCUUCCUUUUCCUUCCUGUGGUGUUUGGGACAUCACCAUCCUCAUCUGUUUUUUACCAUCCUUUAUCUUGUCAAGUUCGGUGUCAACCAGACAGGUCCCCUGCUCCCACACGAGAGAUUUUAGAUGAGGCGCUCAAUAAAUGCAAUAUCCUUGAAACGGUUCUCAACUGCUGUGUCCUGGGGAACUCCCAGGCCGUCUCUGGUUCACUGCUUUGCUUGCUGCUUAUCAGGUCUGGCCUGGCUGUCUGGAAAGUCUUAUUUUCUUGGCAGGGAGGCAUUCAGGAUUGAACUGUUUCUCACUAUCCUAAGGAGACCUUGCCUGUGGCUCCCAUGAUGGGAUCCUAUGACCCCAGCUGACUUCCUGCCCUUCGGGCCGGGGGCUGGACUCGAUGAUCUUGCGAGGUCCCUUCCAGCCCUAAUGUCUAUGAAAUCUAUGGGAACACCACCACAGCGAUGAUCCCCACCUUUCAUUGACCUGACCCAAAUUGGCAGCGACUGCAGAGGAGAUCUUGUUCCAUGCAGCCAGGCUUCCCCCAGUC